GCUCUAGUGUGUUUUAAAUUUUGUAAGUUGCAGCAGCAUUAUUUUCCACAACAAUGAGGUUUAGACUUGUACGAAGUUUGUAUAUUAUUUUGUUAUGCACUGUUUUUGCACUCUACAUCACAAUGCAAUAUUAUUCUGAAUCAAGAGAGAAAAAUCUAUUGAGGCUAAAAAAUACAUUAGAAGAUUUCCGUGAAAAACCACAAGGUGUACUAUCAAUCCCUUGGCUCGCCGAUAUUCCAGCUGGUCAACAAUGGUCUACUGAUAAGCCAACACCGGAUUCGAGAGGUAUUCAUUCCCAAUUACCUACCAAUAAAUUGAAGGCAACAAUUGAUUUUGGCAAGAGUAAACAUUUAAACAUUGAAACAUUUCAAGCUCCAGUAUGUUCUAAAAUUGACAAUGAUUAUUCAGUAAAUACAACAUAUCAAGUGAGAUAAUUCUCCUGAGUAAUUAUUUCAUAUACUUGUUUUAGAGUUUGUUUCAUUAUUGAUCGUGUUUUGAAAAUCAUUUGUAAGACUUGUUGAUAGUUUGUACUUUGUGCUUGUUGAUUUAUAUUGUGCACAUGCUGGAACAACAGCACCUAACCUUGAACACCAUCGUGCCUAACAUCGAAGAUGAUUUGUAGAAAGUUUAAAGAGGUUUGACCAUUUCAUUGCAUCAACCUAUAAAGUGAUUGUUGGUAUUAGCUAUGUUAAGGUGUCCGGAUUACAUUCUUGGAUGUUGGCUGUUUCAAAAUGCCUUUCCAGGAAUCUUUCAUUUCCAUAAUGUGUGUAGAUUAAAAGCGAAACAACUCACGAGUUGAUUUUUUAAAAACUAAAUCAACCUAUAACUACUUCCUUUAGCUGACGAAAACCUCAUAGCUACUGUAUGCAUAUAUGUAUAUCGAUCAUUGUACUUCGAAACAUCAAGUAAUUAACCUUUUUUCACUUUUUACUGUGCAUGGAAUGUCAAUUUUACUCAGUUUGUUUCAUUGAGUUAUUUAUUAAAAUAUCUGGCAAUUUUCAUGUAGAGUCUUCAUUAACAUCCUUCUAGUCUUGAACAUAUUCAUUAAAACUUGUUAAAUAUAUUUUUUCACUUUACAAACUGUUACCAUACCACAUGGUUUGAGCCAACAAUACUGUCAGUUAGUCAGUCAUGUAGUAUUUAAAAAUGUAGUAAUAUUUUAAUUAUGUUUCUUUUGAUCAUAGUGUUAUGUAGAAAGUGAAUGCUAUCAGCUAGGUAUAACAUUUUUUAUUAGGCUGUGAGUUUAAUGUUGUUUGAUGUGAUUCUGUAUAAUUAGGAUAUAGUCGUCUGCAUAAUCAAUGAAUCGCCAAUAAUAUAACACUUAGCACCAGUUUGUAACGGUUCCAGUUAUCAUAACUGAUAUUAGCAUAGUGAGAGAGGAAAUCGAUAAAUUGCAAAGCUAAGUGAGUGAAUCGGUUAGCUUCAAAUUCAGUGGACGUUUGAACAUAUGAAAUAUAGCCUAAAAUAAUUUUUUAGAAUUUAGAGUUCAAUAUAACACUUGCCUCAAGAUUUAGAGGAGAAUGAAGAAUUAAUACUACUGUACCACAUCACCAGCUACUCGAACCACUGAUCUUGAGGGCCAUCCAACCAGAUAGUCUUCCGAUAUGACACAUUAACAAUUAAUAACUUCAUGUACCCGUUCCGUAUCAUGAAUAGUUUAGCUGUGGCUUUAUUCUAACCUGGUUCUAUGUUAGAUAGCAUUGGAUUUCAAGGUAGAUGGUAACUAUUUAUAUGUUAAACAUGUCUUAACCAUCUCAUUCGAUACAGAUUUGUAGCUUUGUUAGUCGAAAUAGUUCUUUUUUUGGACAGUAUUCUAGUUCUCACCUCUUCAUUGUUUGCUGUACGGUUACACUAUAUAUGAGUAAUUAUUCAAAAAAACCUGUGACCGAAUCCUUAAAGCGUAAGUAUAUUUCCCACCUUCGUAAACUACAUGGAUUAAUGGAAAGGAAGCUGCUAUGCAACAUACUCGCUGUUUGAUUUUCAGACUGAGAUAUUGCCUGUACUAUAGUUGGACAAGUUUGUCCUAGUCAAAGUAUUUUUUUCCCAGUAGUAGUAUUACGUAAUUUUUCUUAAGAUGAAGUUAAUAUCUGUUGUCUUCGUUCUAUUUUGAGAUGAAUAAUAUUUAUAACCAGUUGGCAUUUGAUGAUCAACCCGGCGGUGUGUGGACUCAAGGAUUUCCGAUUGAAUAUAAAAUGGAUCAGUGGAAGGAUCAACCAUUAGAAGUUUUCAUUGUACCGUUUUCACAUCACGAUCCAGGUUGGGUUAAAACUUUUGAAAGAUACUUCGUCACUGAAACAAAGCCUAUUCUAGAUGCUACGUUAACGACAUUAAGCGAAAAGGAAGAAUCUAGGUUUGUCUAUUCUGAAGUGUCGUAUUUAGAUUCAUGGGUAAAUACUUUAUCAGAGGAACAAAAACAAGCUUUCAAAAGAUUGUUGCUCAAUGGACAUUGGGAAAUUGUUUCAGGUGGCUGGGUUAUGCCAGAUGAAGCAGUUACGCAUUAUUAUCCGAUUAUUGAUCAAUUUAUUGAAGGUCACCAUUGGUUAUUAGAACAUUUUGACUAUCGACCAAAUGUCACAUGGGCUAUUGAUCCGUUUGGACAGAGUUCAACAAUGCCAUAUAUAGCAAAAAAACUUGGUUUCUCUCAAAUGAUUAUUAAUCGUGUACAUUAUGAAGUCAAAAAGUAUCUUGCUAGUCGUAAAGCCUUGGAAUUUAUGUGGCAUCAACCGUGGGAUACUGCCGGUUCCCACUCUAUCUUGGCGCAUAUGUUUCCAUUCUUUUCAUAUGAUGUUCCUCAUACAUGUGGUCCAGAGCCUGCAGUAUGCUGUCAGUUUGAUUUUAUUCGAAUGGAAAGGUACAGUUGCCCAUGGAAAAAAUCACCGGUCCUCAUAGAUGAUUCAAAUGUUGCUGCUCGAGCUGAUAUGUUAGCUGACCAGUACAGGAAAAAGGCUACAUUAUACAAUAAUAGUGGUCUAGUUUUAAUCCCAUUAGGUGAUGAUUUUCGUUAUCAAUCAACACAUGAAUGGAAUGUUCAGUUGGAUAAUUAUAAUAAAUUAAUUCAACACAUCAAUUCAAAUCCUAGCUAUAGGAUGAAAAUACGUUUCUCUACAUUAUCCAAUUAUUUUCAUGCAUUAAAUGAACGAGUAAACAAAAUGAACUUAGCACUUUCUGCAUCAUUUCCAUCAUUAUCUGGUGAUUUCUUUACUUAUGCAGAUCGACAACAUGACUAUUGGACUGGAUAUUACAAUUCAUAUCCUUAUGAAAAAUUUUUAUCACGUUUAUUAGAAUCUGAGUUAAGAACAGCUGAAAUACUUUACAGUUUUGCUAGACAAAGUGUUGGUCGUAUACAAAGCGUUGCUCAAUUAAUACCAUUAAUUGCGAAUCUUUAUCAGAAUCUUACAACAGUUCGACGUAAUCUUGGUUUAUUUCAACAUCAUGAUGCAAUACCUGGUACAGCACGACCGGAAGUAAUGCUUGAUUAUUCAGAAAGAUUAUUGAGAGCUGUCGAUGCGGCACGAAAAGUUAUUACAAUCUCUAGUGCUUAUCUGCUACUAUUACCAUCAAUGUUAAAAUCAGAUAUUGAGUUUUCGAAUAGACGACGUCUACCUGUCUCCAGUCAGUUUAAACAAACGUUAAUUCAGUUAAAUGAUGAAUUUGAGAGAAAAACCGAUAAUAGCAGUGAUAAUAUUUCACAUGGUUUCUAUUCUCUAGAAGAUAAUUUACAUCAUCAUCAAUAUUCAGAGCCAAUUUUAAUUGAUUUCUUUGAGAAUAAUGGUAAUGCUGAUGUUGAAAAUACUCGUCGUAUUUAUAUUUUCAAUCCGUCAACUCGCAAUCAUAGUAAAAUAAUCACAUUACAUGUGAAAAGUCAUCUAAUGAAUUUUAAAGCUAAACAGAUUAUUUCAAAUUCUAUGGAAAUAUUGGAUCAUCAGUUAAAUAUACAAUUAGAGCAUAGUUCAACAAAUGUACCAAAUGAUUUUCAACAUGAACAACAACAUGUUAGUUUGUUAUAUUUAAGUCCAGUUAAAUUAUAUCCUCUGUCAUUUACAUGUAUUGAAUUGAAAUUAACAUCAAUGCCAACGUCAUCUUCUAUGUUACAAGUAAAUCCACAAUUAAUACCAGUUAUAAAUGAUGCUGAGAUAUUAGUUCAUAAUCGUCCCCAACUUUUCAUAGAGAAUGAUUAUAUUCAACUGGAGUUUGAUUCUAAAACUGGUUAUCUUCAAAAAAUGUUGAAUAAAUUAACUGGACAAUCUGUGGAGAUGAAAAUUAACUUUAUACAAUAUAAAAGUUUAGAAGGUGAUUCACAUAGUGGCGCUUAUUUAUUCAUCCCUAAUGGAUUAGCUGAACCUUCACCAAAUCCAAAAUCGUACCGUUACACUAAAGGUAAUUUAGUGGAUGAAGUGAUAGUUUACACGCAGUAUGUUAGACAUAAAGUUCGUUUGUACAAAUCAUCUGGUUUACAAUCACAGUUCAUUGAGAUUGAGAACAUUGCCAACAUAAAAGUUAGUCGUCCUACUGAUAUUGACAUAUUUAUGACAAUACAAACUAAUCUUUUGAAUAAAGAUCGAGUAUUCUAUACCGAUUCUAACUGCUUCCAGUUUAUUCAAAGACAGUAUUAUGAUAAAAUUCCUUUGCAAGGGAACGUUUAUCCAGUAGCAUGCGGCGCCUAUAUAGAACAAGAAAUGAAUGACAGUGAUGAUAGAAGCCAUACGAAACAAUAUCAACGAUUAAAUUUAUUCACUUCACAUCCUACUGGUGUAGUCAGUCCUAAAGUUGGUCAAAUCAAUGUAUGGAUUGAUCGUCGAUCUUCACGAGAUGAUUCACGUGGUGUUCAAUCGAAUUUGGAUGGUGAAUGGAUUGUAAAAUCACAAUUACAUUUAUUUACUGAAAUAAUUUCAGUUGAUAAAACUCAGAAAAUAGCUAUUCCAAGUUUGUCUAUAUUUUCCCAACAAAUAUUAAAUGAUCUAUUAAGACCAAUACAUAGAUUUUAUGUAAAUCAACCCGAUUUAAAUAAUUUACUUGUAACAGAAUAUAGUUUAAUACCUAAAUCUGGUCUACCAUGUGAUUAUGAAUUAGUAACAAUGAAAACAUUUCAUAAUAUAAAGAUACCAAUAAAGUUUCAUGCUGCACCGAAUACUCAAGUUGGUGUGAUUUUACGACGUCAUGCACCAGUUUGUUAUGCUAGAAAUUUACCGAAAAUUGAUUUUUACUCAGAAUGUUUCAAUAAUCAUGUUGGACAAAAUGAACUUAAUAUACAUGAAUUAUUUGGUUCAAUUCAAUUAAAAUAUGCAAUACAAACUAAUCUGACUAUGAUUCCAUCAUUUGUCUCUUCUAUGAUUGAUGAUAAUAAUAGAUAUCAAUCAAGUAAAAUGAAUCGCAUUCAUGUGAAGUCAAUGGAAAUUGAAGCAUACUAUCUUGUUUAAUUCAUUAUUCUUAUAUGUAUUCUUGUUAACAUUUUUAAACUUGCUUUUUUUUUUAAAUCCAUAGUUGUGUUGAUUUUAUUUUUCUUGUUUUGUGGAAAAUACUCUUUCUUGAUUUUGUUUGUUUGUUUUAAAACUGUCCCAUGGUACGUACUAAUCUUCCGCCAACUAUCUCUUCUCUCCUGUGAAUAUCAAUACCAUAUGCUUGUGUAUAAUAAUCAUAAUCAUAAUGGUAAUAAUGAUGUUGAUAAGAUUGUACAAAAUCACUCAUUUAUGUUUGACUUUUGUGACAUGAUGACGGGAUUUUGUCUUUCCUAUAUAUAUGCAUUGUUAUUACAUCAGUCUUUCCUCAAAUGCUCAUGCUUAAUAUGUAUGUAAUGUAUGAUAAUUUGGAAUACUUUUAAAUAGUAAUAAUAACAUGAUCUUACAUAAUUCUUUUUUUGUUUCUACAAAUUUUUGUUUGUUUUUUAGUUUUCUCUUUCAAUGUAUUACUGUAUUGUUGAUCACUUUAUAAUGAUAGUUAUCUUUUAUGAUUGUUUCAUUCAGAAAAAAAAUUUGUAGUUUAUUGUGUU
Schistosoma curassoni is the source of this 5986-nucleotide messenger RNA. The record is from the annotation of a GenBank genome assembly. NCBI's taxonomy places the organism in Eukaryota, Metazoa, Platyhelminthes, Trematoda, Strigeidida, Schistosomatidae.